Messenger RNA from Lindgomyces ingoldianus, 2176 nucleotides. Its product is annotated as laccase. Gene Ontology annotation, molecular function: copper ion binding; oxidoreductase activity. Lineage: Eukaryota; Fungi; Ascomycota; Dothideomycetes; Pleosporales; Lindgomycetaceae. The coding region runs from base 130 to 1950 and encodes 606 amino acids. The record is from RefSeq and is a predicted model, not a curated record. The transcript is spliced from 6 exons.
GACACAUGGCGCAGAAAAAGAAAGCGGCACGGCCUAGUCUUAUGAUAAAUAAAAGGUCAUUUCAGUAUCUACAAGGAUCUCAGCACAUUCUCUGCCACUUUAAUUUCCAAUUGCUCUAUUAUUUCCAGAAUGGAGUCUGGAUUGGCAAAGAUUCUCAUCGUUUUCUUCUUAGCGUCCUUUGCUGCUGCAACCAAAGUCACCGAAACCUUGCGGUUGACUUGGGAAAAUGGGGCGCCAAAUGGUCAAUCACGAAAUAUGAUAUUCACCAAUGGAGGUUUCCCAGGACCGAACUUGAUCUUCGAUGAAGGAGAUGAGGUAGAGAUCACUGUGCACAAUGACAUGCCAAGAAAUGCGAGUGUUCACUGGCACGGUUUAGAGCAAACAAGAAGUCCAUGGUCCGACGGUGUAUCCGGAUUAAGUCAAACUCCCAUCCUUCCCGGGAAAUCGUUUGUCUAUCGGUUUACAGCGUCUCCAACUGGAACUCAUUGGUAUCACUCUCAUGAACAGAUGUCGAUGUUCGAUGGCCUCUAUGGCGGGAUAUUUAUUCGUCCUAAGAAAGACUGCGAAGCGCCCUGGCCAUUUAUCAGUGAUGACACCAGGGAUACUGAUGCCAUGGCUAGAGCGGCUCUCAAUCCAGAGCUUGUGAUGUUAUCAGAUUGGUCCCAAUACACUUCUGAUGAGUAUUGGAAAGCAAAUGUAGAUUCUGGAUUAUUAGUCUUUUGUGUAGACAGCAUCUUGGCAAAUGGCCAAGGUGCUGUGUAUUGCCCAUCUCAGGAGUUUCUGAUCGAUCAAACGGCCCCCGGUAUCAAAGACUCAGCCUUCAAAAAUGGCGAACAUGUCACCGAUAAAGGAUGUUUCCCUUUUACAGAUGCAAUUGAGGGUGGUACAGUCAACACGAGCCAUCCCGAAACUAUCCCUGCAAGCUUGCAAGAGGGCUGUAUCCCCUCGACAGGUAGCAACGCAACCAUUGAAGUAGACCCGGCAGCCGGUUGGGUCAGCUUUAAUUUCAUUGCCGCAUCAACACAAAAACAGGUUCUUAUCUCCAUUGACGAGCAUCCUAUGUGGAUCUACGAAGUUGACGGACACUGGGUCAAACCGAAGGAGUACCUCUCCGCGGCCAUAUCAGCUGGCGAACGAUUUUCGGCGAUGGUAAAGCUCGAUAAGCCCCCCGGGACAUAUACAAUACGGCUCCCGGAUUCCGGCUCUACUCAGGUUAUUUCAGGAUUCGCGAACUUGGUGUAUAAAGGCUCAAAUUCGACCAUUGUACCGAAACCGUAUGUUACAUAUGGAGGUUUUAACGCAACAAUCCCUGCUGGUAUACAGACAUAUACGCCCUGGGACCUACCGACAGACAUCAUGCCCCCCUUUCCUCCCAUUGCACCUCGCCCAGGCGCGGCGGAUGAGGAAUACCUCCUCGUCAUGGGGCGUCUAAAUUCCUCUAUCGGCUACACUGUGAAUACAAAAUACCUGUACCCAAUGACGUGGAACGCUGAUACCCCUCUCCUCUUCUAUCCCGACCGGAUCCUCCCCGAAGAAGACGGUUAUGUAAUCCGCACACAAAACGGGUCUUGGGUGGACCUCAUCCUGCAAGUCUCCACGCUCUCUAACGACCUCGCAGCAUUUACGCACGUGAUGCACAAACACGGUUCCAAAACCUGGCGCGUGGGCAUGGGCCCGGGCAUUUGGAACUACUCAUCCGUCACCAACGCCAUGGCUGAACAUCCUGAAUUCUUCAAUAUGGAGGAUCCGGGGUAUAGGGAUACGUGGUUGACGACGUUUAGUCCAGUCCCUGAGGGUGGGUGGUGGAUUGUGUUGAGAUACCAGGCUACGAAUCCGGGGCCGUGGCUGUUUCACUGCCAUAUUGAGUUGCACGCGAUGGGAGGUAUGGCGAUGGCGAUUUUGGAUGGGGUGGAUGAGUGGCCGGAGGUCCCUGACGAGUAUCAGUUGUAGAGUACUGUGUAGGGGGUUUCACGGGCUGUUGUUUGCGUAUGUAUUCCACUUUAAAGUACUAUACACUGUGAUAGAAAGGAGACUACAGCGUUCAUGCACCAAUGAGUGAAAUUAGCUGCUCCUUGGCCUCGCUUAGCCACGCACAGGCCUAAGUAAAAUUUCUUGUAAGUUAGUGUUUUAAUAGUGUUGUAUUCGUGUUUAGUAGAAGUAAGACAGGUGUAGGAGU